UGAGGCAGGCACAGUGCAGGCUUGGUUCCCUCGCCGACGAUACUCUCAGUGUCCCCAUCGCCUCUUCCACCAUGCAGACCACUUUUGUCCUCCUCGUCCUGGCUGUGGCCGUCGCCGUGCCAUCCCUCGCCGCGCCCUUCAGCCGAACCUCGUACGACGAAGACUUCCCCACCCUCAGCAACUUCGAGUCCCUCAAAAACCACUUCAACAUCGACGGGAAGGGAGUGUACAAUUUCGUGUACCACGUGGGUGACAGCGAACGUGAGGAGGAGAGGAACGAGGACGGGGAGGUGAGCGGCCACUUCGCUUUCUUGGCUCCUGAGGGGAAUGAGUAUCAGUUCAAAUAUGACGCCGACGAGGACGGAUACCGCGUGGAGAGUGAUGCCCUUCCUGCCGUGCCCGAGGACACCGAGGACGUGAAGAAGGCCAAGGAGGAGUUCUUUGAUGCCUACCAGCGGGCACUCGAGAGGGCCGAAGAGGACGAUUACUCCUACGAAUACUCCGCUGAGUCCAGCGAGUACAGUGAAGAGUCUAGCGAGGAAUCCAGCGAAGAGUCCAGCGAGGAAGACUCCGAUGAAGAAUCUGACGAGGAUGAAGAAGAGGAAGAGGAGGAAGAAGAGGAAGAAAACUUUGGAUCUAAUUACUUCCAGGGUCUUUCCCACUUCGGUUACCGUUCCUAACUCCUGACGCAAGGAGACAAAGUAAUGCCUUUCGACCGUCACUUACCGGACACACGCUCCAUCUUUCAUGACGAAGCCCAUCAGCGAAGGACUUCGAACUGACUCCAGUGGGGCGUCCUUCAGUAGCUCUGAAUAUAAAUUCAUACUGUGGCGUUUCAAGGUGACAUAGCUGAUAGUUUGGUCCUCAAAUACUUACCUCCUUAAAUUUGCCAUAGUAUCUCCUCGUGUCCUUGUUCUAGUCCUUCCGUUUUCUUAGUUUAGCUCGAAAGUAAUAGAAGAACAGGAGCUCAUAAAUGCGAAGGAUCCCGCAGUCCACAUCAGAUUUAUAUUCUUCGUCUUCAUCUAGUUACGUACAAAUUUGAAGUCAACGCUCAAGAAUAUUUAUUUUUUAUAUUUAUUAGUGCUCUGCGUUUGCAUGUGUGAAGGAAAAAAGUAUCCUCAUGUCUGUGUUUUUUCUAUAUUAAUAUCUCAUGUAAAAGAAUAUUUAAGUGAGUGUCUUGAGUGUGUGUGUGUGUGUGUGUGUGUGUGUGUGUGUGUGUGUCACUUUUUUUCAAUAAAGGAAAAUGCUA
Scylla paramamosain (green mud crab) is the source of this 1249-nucleotide messenger RNA. Its product is annotated as glutamic acid-rich protein-like. NCBI's taxonomy places the organism in Eukaryota, Metazoa, Arthropoda, Malacostraca, Decapoda, Portunidae. The transcript has 3 exons. Gene Ontology annotation, molecular function: structural constituent of chitin-based larval cuticle. Bases 72 to 680 code for a protein of 202 amino acids. Gene Ontology annotation, cellular component: chitin-based extracellular matrix. The record is from RefSeq and is a predicted model, not a curated record.